GAUACUGGGAAUGGCAACUGCAGCUCCCUGAGCACUCUCUAUGCAGAGAUGGGGAUCCCAGACAUGAGGAGCCUUCUCAUGGUCACCAGCCUUUUGGCUGUGCUGUUGUGGGGGGCCGGUGUAGCCCCAGCACCCAAGGUCCCUGUCAAGGUCCAAGUCAAACACCAGCCCUCAGAGCAGGAUGCAGCAAAGGCCUGGGGUGCCCGUGUGGUGCAGCCAACAGAGAAGGACAGCCAGCUGGUGGGGGUGCUCCCCAUCCAGAAGCCGAAGCUCUUGGCUGCUGAGGAGAAGCCACCAGGCACGAAGGCCUGGGUGGAGACCAAGGACAUCCUGGGCCAUGUCCUGAGCCCCCAGCAGGUUCCUGAGCCCAGCCUUGACAGCCUGUACCACCCUCUGCCUAAGGAGGACCAGGGCGAGGAGGGGCCCUGGUUGUGGGUGAUGCCAAAUCACCAGGGACCAGAGGAGGACCAAGACCUCCUCUACCACCCUGAGUAGAGCUCCAGGGGGCAU
This is a messenger RNA of Cebus imitator (Panamanian white-faced capuchin), 510 nucleotides long. Its product is annotated as proline-rich acidic protein 1-like. NCBI's taxonomy places the organism in Eukaryota, Metazoa, Chordata, Mammalia, Primates, Cebidae. The record is from RefSeq and is a predicted model, not a curated record. Bases 49 to 495 code for a protein of 148 amino acids. The transcript has a single exon.